Hydatigera taeniaeformis is the source of this 669-nucleotide messenger RNA. The record is from the annotation of a GenBank genome assembly. NCBI's taxonomy places the organism in Eukaryota, Metazoa, Platyhelminthes, Cestoda, Cyclophyllidea, Taeniidae.
AUGGCCCAUGCUCUGCGUCGGAUCUCCUAUGCCACCUGCGAUCCUGACUGCUGUCAAUUUGCUUUCCUUGCCAGGGAGCCUAAAGCUCAGCCCAAUGUACAGUACUGUCAUGCCUUCGUAACAAAAACUCCCGAAGAAGCAGAGAAUUUGAAUAAUCUCGUGGGUGAGGCCUUUCGUAUCGCAUAUGCCCAACAGCGCGCUCUUUUGGAGAAUCGGCGUGCUGUGGCCCAGACACAGACAUCAAGCCUCACUACAGAGGAUACCGCCGUCAUUGCCACCUCUCCGCAUCCCCACCUUCAACAACCCCUUCCAGCACCGCCACCACCUAUGGCGAGCAAUCCCGUGCCCGAGGCGGACUCGGGUAUCGCCACCACGGAUGCUGCCUCUCUUCGAAGAAAGAUUGACAUGGUUGGAUACCUCGCCGCUGACUUGGGUUUGAGCUCCUCAGAAUCAGCACCCCGGGGUGUAAAACCGUGCUCCCUUCGCGUUACCUCAGACAAUGAUGCAGCUGACGACGCAGACAAGGAGACCCAUGUGAAGCCUUGUCAGGGCGUUGGUCGACUAUUAUUUCGUCCCGUUUUGACUUCAUCCAGCCAGUCGCAUUGCUGUCAGUCUCUUAAAGAUAUUGCCACUUCUACGCCCAACAAAUGCGACAAAACGCACAAGUAA